GCCUUGUAAGGAAGUAGAGGAGGAGGAGGAGGACGACGAUGAGCAGCAGCUCUGCACCGCUGGCCAUGUUUAGAGUCUCUCAGCCAUCCUGCACUGCCACAAACAAUGCCUGCUUCUGCUAAAUUUAAAUCUGGACAGCUUAUCUUCCUGCUCUCACUACGCCACGCUCACUCUCCCUCACCACACACACACACACACACACACACACGCACACACACUCACACACACUCACACAGGCACAGGAUUCUCACAGGAGAAGACAGCAGGAGAUCAGGCAUAAAACACCUCCUCAGGUAACAUGGGACCAUCAGAUGCUCUGUUCUUCCAUCCUUUAUCAGAGAAACUCGCUCUGUUCUUCAUCUUCUUCUCCCCUGAGUUCCUCCAGGUUGCUGCUGGAGGCUCCACUCUUCAUGAAGCUUUAGUUCCAGUCAAUCACACAGAGUCCUGUGCAGGUAGCUAUGAGUGUAAGGAGGGAGUGAUCCUGCCCAUAUGGAGGCCAGAAAAUCCUUCGUUUGGAGACAAGCUGGCGAGAGCCACCAUUUAUUUUGUGGCGAUGGCCUACAUGUUCCUUGGGGUCUCCAUCAUUGCUGAUCGCUUUAUGGCAUCCAUUGAGGUCAUCACCUCGCAGGAGAAGGAAAUCACCAUCAAGAAGCCGAACGGAGAAACCACGACCACCACGGUGCGCAUCUGGAACGAAACGGUGUCCAAUCUGACCCUGAUGGCUUUGGGAUCGUCUGCUCCGGAGAUCCUGCUCUCGGUGGUGGAGGUUUGUGGACACAACUUUGAAGCAGGUGAGCUGGGACCCAACACCAUCGUGGGCAGUGCCGCCUUCAACAUGUUCGUCAUCAUCGGACUCUGUGUUUCCGUCAUUCCGGACAGCGAGCAUCGCAAAGUCAAACAUCUCAGAGUGUUCUUCGUCACUGCAGCUUGGAGCAUCUUCGCCUACACCUGGCUGUACAUGAUCCUAGCUGUGUUUUCUCCAGGGGUGGUGGAGGUGUGGGAGGGGCUCCUGACGCUCUUCUUCUUCCCCAUAUGCGUGGUGUUUGCGUGGGUCGCAGAUCGGAGGCUCCUCUUCUACAAAUAUGUUUAUAAAAGGUACCGAGUCGGGAAGCAGCGAGGAAUGAUCAUCGAGACGGAAGGAGGUCCGGAACAUCAGUCGAAAACUGACGUGGAAAUGGACGGACAGAUGCUCGGCUUUCUCGAAGGAGCUGUGGAAAUGCCCGUGGAGAUGGAUGAGGAGGAAACCAGGAGAGAAUUGGCAGGGAUUUUAAAAGACCUGAAACAGAAAUAUCCAGAAAAAGACAUGGAGCAGCUUGUGGAGAUUGCUAACUACCAACUUCUCAACCAGCAGCAGAAGAGUCGAGCGUUUUAUCGCUGCCAAGCUACGAGGCUUAUGACUGGAGCAGGAAACAUCUUGAAAAAACAUGCAGCAGAUCAGGCCAGGAGAGCGCUCGGCACCUACGAACUGCGAUCUGAAGUCUCAGAAAAUGAUCUCUCCUCAAAGAUCUUCUUUGAUCCGUGUUCGUACCAGUGUUUGGAAAACUGUGGCUCAGUUGCUAUGAACGUGGUCCGGCGUGGAGGAGACUUGACGAGCACGGUUUCUGUGAGUUACAGGACGGAGGACGGCACCGCCAAUGCCGGCUCCGAUUACAGAUUCACAGAGGGGUUCAUUGUUUUCAACCCAGGUGAGACUGAGAAGGAAAUCCGAGUGGAGAUCAUUGAUGAUGACAUCUUUGAAGAAGAUGAGCAUUUCUUGGUCCACCUGAGCAAUGUCAAGGUUCUGUCUGAGGGAACAAACCACCAGGAUUCCAUGUCCAAUCAUGUGGACAGCCUGGCAGGACUCGGACUUCCGUCCACCGCCACGGUGACCAUUUUUGAUGAUGAUCAUGCUGGGAUCUUUACGUUUGAGGAACCAGUGAUGCACGUGAGCGAGAGCAUCGGGGUGAUGGAAGUAAAGGUGGUGAGGAUGUCUGGAGCUCGAGGGGUUGUUGUAGUUCCAUAUAAGACAAUCGCAGGGACCGCGAAAGGGGGAGGCGAGGACUUUGAAGAUACUUAUGGAGUCCUGGAGUUCCAGAACGACGAGAUCUCUAAAUCUGUUCAGAUCAAUAUAAUUGAUGAUGAGGAGUACGAAAAGAACAAGAACUUCUUCUUGGAGAUUGGAGAGCCGCAGUUGGUGGAGAUGAGUGACAGAAAAGCUGUCUUACUGCAUGAGUGUGGAGGCUUCAUAAAGACAGAUAAGCAGUUGUUCGGGAGAGACGUGUACAGGAAAGUGCAGGGUAGAGAUAACCCUGUCCCCUCUGACAUCAUCACCAUCACAGAUGGAGGGAAACAUUCUCGCUCUGAGAAGGAGGAGGAGGAGAUGAGGAUCGCUGAGCUGGGAAGGCCAACAUUAGGAGAAAACUCUCGACUCGAAGUCAUCAUUGAGGAGAGCUAUGAGUUCAAAAGCACAGUAGAUAAAUUAAUAAAGAAAACAAAUUUGGCUCUCCUGGUGGGGACAAACAGCUGGAGAGAGCAGUUUGUGGAGGCCAUUACAGUCAACUCAGGAGGCGACGAUGAUGAUGAUGAUGAAGAGUGUGGAGAAGAAAAGCUGCCGUCGUGUUUUGAUUACAUCAUGCACUUCCUGACCAUCUUCUGGAAGGUGGCGUUUGCGUUCGUUCCUCCCACUGACUACUGGAAUGGUUGGGCAUGCUUCAUCGUCUCCAUCUGCAUGAUUGGCCUGCUCACGGCCUUCAUCGGAGAUCUCGCCUCGCACUUCGGCUGCACCAUCGGCCUGAAGGACUCGGUCACCGCCGUGGUGUUUGUGGCCCUGGGCACCUCCGUCCCGGACACGUUUGCGAGUAAGGUGGCAGCGAAACAGGACCAGUACGCGGAUGCGUCCAUCGGGAACGUGACGGGGAGUAACGCGGUGAACGUGUUCCUGGGAAUCGGAAUAGCCUGGUCCAUCGCCGCCGUCUUCCACCAGUGGCACGACCGGGAGUUUCGUGUGGCACCGGGAACGCUUGCCUUCUCCGUCACGCUCUUCACCAUCUUUGCCUUCAUUUGCAUUGCCGUGCUCAUGUACCGCCGCAGGCCCAGCAUCGGGGGCGAACUGGGGGGGCCCCGGGGGGCCAAGAUCCUCACCAGCGGCCUGUUCUUCAGCCUCUGGCUCCUCUACAUCGUCCUAUCCUCACUUGAGGCCUACUGCCUUAUUAAGGGCUUCUGAGCAUGCACACACACACACACACACACACACACACACACACACACACACACACACAGAACAUCCCAGCCUUUAUUUAAAGAGAUUCACUCAUUGCGUUAUCAUGGACCAGACACGUGUCUGUCUCUCAGAUGUCUCCAGCAUUGGGAAAAUCCUCUCCGAGUGUGAGGUGCCACACCCACUCUGCUCUGAUCAGCAGGAAAAGGAAUUUCAGUAGUGUUUAUGUAAACAUACUGAAGGUGUGUGUGUCUGUGUGUGUGUGUGUGUGUGUGUGUGUGUGUGUGUCUCCACUCCACAGAUAGGUGAAGUUUUAGGACUUUAGUAUCACCAGGAAUAAUUUUUUUUGCAUCUUUAAUCCUUUCAAAGUUGUAAUUAGAGGUGUGUGUGUGUGUGUGUGUGUGUGUGUGUGUGUGUGUGUGUGUGUGUGUGAUGUCAGCAGGAUCUGAAUGAAGGUGUGUUUGUAAUAAAUAUGUGAAUAUACAUAAAUAGAAUUCCUUCACUCAGCCAUGCCCUCUCACUGAGACUCCGCCCCUUGACUACUCAGACCUUCACUCAGCCAUGCCCUCUCACUGAGACUCCGCCCCGUGACAACUCAGACCUUCACUCAGCCAUGCCCUCUCACUGAGACUCCGCCCCUUGACAACUCAGACCUUCACUCAGCCAUGCCCUCUCACUGAGACUCCGCCCCUUGACAACUCAGACCUUCACUCAGCCAUGCCCUCUCACUGAGACUCCGCCUCCUGGUAAUUUAUCAUGCCAUUCUACCCCCUGCCCAGGAGUCUGAGAGCAUUAAUAACCACUGCUCAUAUUUCAGGAUAAAACACACACACACACACACACACUCACACUCACACACACACUCAGGGAGUUAACCCACUGUUGAUUGAAUCAGAGUGAGUUUUUUUGCUUUUGUGUUAUUUGAUCUGAUUAGGUUUCACUUUGUCUUUGCACCUAAUAAAGUUUUUGAAAACGAUUGAAAAGGG
Molecule: messenger RNA, 4182 nt
Organism: Silurus meridionalis
Lineage: Eukaryota; Metazoa; Chordata; Actinopteri; Siluriformes; Siluridae
Gene: slc8a1a
Product: solute carrier family 8 member 1a
Exons: 11
Coding region: 299-3202 (967 amino acids)
Biological process (GO): cell communication; calcium ion import across plasma membrane; sodium ion transmembrane transport
Cellular component (GO): sarcolemma; axon; postsynapse
Molecular function (GO): calcium:sodium antiporter activity
Source: RefSeq, a predicted model, not a curated record